This is a messenger RNA of Hevea brasiliensis (rubber tree), 1497 nucleotides long. Its product is annotated as protein FLX-like 4. The record is from RefSeq and is a predicted model, not a curated record. Lineage: Eukaryota; Viridiplantae; Streptophyta; Magnoliopsida; Malpighiales; Euphorbiaceae. The coding region runs from base 310 to 1221 and encodes 303 amino acids. The transcript has 5 exons.
UCUAGGCAACAUUAGGGGAAAUUUAGCCUUAUUCCAACGAUUUUUUAGCAGGCCUCUCUCCAUCGGUAGCAGAGCAGCCACCGCCCCUCCAGUAGCUCACCUCAUCUCAACGCUCCCUCAACGGCGGAAUUGCCGGCGGUACUCUCUCUAUAUGUGUAAUCAUCAUAUGAUGCUCCUUUGAAGGAGUUUAAUUUUUGUCUUUGUGAUAGGAAAUUAAUUCCUAUCUUGAAAAGGAAUCUGAACCUCCAGACUCUGAUUGUGCAAAUUAAAGCUUAAUACUUUUCCUUGUUGGAGUUAAUUGUCAAGUUAAUGUCUGCAAGAGGGCAUAUUCCACCAUCUUUAGAGGGACGUGUUGUACAAGCUCGUGGGUUGAUGCGACAUGAUCCAUUUCCUCCUGGCCACCAGCCAUUGGACAGAGCUGCUCCUCCAAAUCUUUUAGAGAAUAAGAUUGCUUCUCAGGCAGCUGAGAUUGAACAACUCGCAGAGGAUAAUCGUAGAUUGGCUAAUGCCCACAUAGCCUUGAGGCAGGACCUUGUUGCUGCACAGCAGGAAGUGGAAAGACUUAAGGCACACAUAAGAAGCAUCCAUACUGAAAGUGAUAUCCAGAUUAGGGUUUUAUCAGAUAAGACUGCAAAAAUGGAAUCAGAAAUAAGGGCUGGUGAGAAUGUGAAGGAGGACCUCAAACAGGCACAUAUGGAGGCACAAAGCCUGGUCAAAGCUGGACAAGAGCUGACUACCCAAAUCCAGAAGGCCUCCCAGGAAUUGCAGAAAGCUUGUACUGAUGUUAAGACUGUACCAGAUUUGCAUGAUGAGCUUGACAAUUUGAGGCAUGAAUACAAGAGGUUGCGGGCUACAUUUGAGUAUGAGAAAGGUGUAAACAUAGAAAAGGUGGCACAACUGCAAGCAGCGGAAGAGAAUUUAAUUGGGAUGGCAAGAGAAGUGGAAAAGUUGCAUACUGAGGUCUUGAACGCUGAAAAGAAAGCACGUGCAUCAAACACCUAUGGCAGUGGCUUCGUGACUCCCGAUCCUUCGUACCCAGCCCCCGUACAUGGUGGUGGUGUCUAUGUUGAUGCAUAUGGAAGGCCUCUUGUUCAGAUGAGUGUUGGGCCACUAGUAAAUAGUGCAGCAAUCACCGGUGCAAUUGGUGGUACAGCUGUCUCUAGUGCUGGUGGUGUUGCUGUCUGGGGAGGGCCUUAUGCUCCAUCAUUUUCUCAGAAAUGAGCAUGAAGCAUAUUUUGUCAGUGGCUGUCAGUAGGCCUUAUGUCUAGCAUUAUGGGCUAACUAUAGUGCCAUUUUGUGCGUGAAUUGCUAGUUGGUGAAUUUGGUGAAAGCUUCCAUGAGAGGCUGUUUCGUAAGCUUCCACUAAUGCUUUGCAUUUCUAAGAUGCAUUGUGUUGGAGUUAACGUUAUUGUAUAUUAUUAGUUUUCUUUGGGCAUCUUUAUUACUCUGAAUAUUUUAUCUACAUAAUAAAAAUAUAUGAAAAUUAAAUUUGAUUAA